Messenger RNA from Phytophthora sojae, 1500 nucleotides. RefSeq lists its product as hypothetical. NCBI's taxonomy places the organism in Eukaryota, Oomycota, Peronosporomycetes, Peronosporales, Peronosporaceae. Gene Ontology annotation, biological process: proteolysis. The record is from RefSeq and is a predicted model, not a curated record. Gene Ontology annotation, molecular function: zinc ion binding; metallocarboxypeptidase activity. The transcript has a single exon. Bases 1 to 1500 code for a protein of 499 amino acids.
AUGAAGGUCUGGAGCGUGUUAUACGUCGCAGCAGCGUUGCUUUCGCCUCUGCUGGAGGAAUGCAACGCCUCAGCUGCAGCGCACCGUCACCACCACGCAUCGAGAUACCGCUACACCAUUGAAGGCACGAAGGCAGGAAUGGACGCAGCGCUGCGGACAGCACGCGGCCACCUCGAUAUCCGCAGUAUCAAAGCAAUUCAAGACACCGACCAGCCAGUCACUGCGGAUACGCAAGUGAGGGCGGACGUCGUGGGCUCCGACAAGGACGUAGAGGCCUUUGCGGCCGCUGGGGAGCUCCACUCGACCACUGACAUCCACAUGGGCAAGCACAUCCGGGGCAAAGUGUCGACGGCGUCGUCCCCGUUGAAGGUUCUUAAGCACAAAGAGUACAACGAGGCUCAAGUCGUGGCGAAGGACAGAGGGGAGGUCACGGCGUGUCUGGAGCGCACGGAGGGGUAUCUGGACGCGUUGAAAGAGACGGACAAUGGAUCGAGUAGUGGAGUGGUGUACACUGAGAGCCCGUUCUUCGAGUGCUUUAGACCGUCGCACGAGGUUUUUGAUUUCCUCGACACGCUGACGGAGCAGAACCCGCAGUUUAUUACCAAGUACGAGAUCGUCUCGGUGACGUACGAGGGCCAGUCGAUCCCGGCUUUCAAGAUCUCGACCAACUCAGGGGAGACCAGCGAGAAGAAGGUGCUGUACACGCAGGCGCUUAUCCACGCUCGCGAGUGGCAGGCGGGAGCUGCUACGUUCUACACGAUGGCGUCCAUGCUGGACGGUCUUCGAGCUGGAGACGAAGCCGUAACGAGUUUGUUCAACAAGGUCGACUGGUAUUUCGUGCCGAUCGUGAAUAUUGACGGGUACCAGUACACGUGGGAAGUCGAUCGGAUGUGGCGGACCAACCGCCACAUUACCAAGGUGAACGGUAGAGAUGCUGGCGUGGACUUGAACCGGAACUGGCCACCGAAGGAGUAUUUCAACCUUGACCCCAGUGACGUGGACGAAGAGACGUACCCUGGUGAAUACCCACUCAGUGAGCCCUCUACAGCGGGGCUGUUUAACUUCAUUACGAGUCUAGAGUCGCUGAGUGGCCUCGUGGACAUGCAUACGUUCGGCGGGCAGGUGCUGCGUCCAUUCAGCAAUCAACCAGGAGAGGGUGCUGAGCCGUUCGGUUCAAGAAUGCGAGCGCUGGGGGAUAGCGUACGUAAGGCGCUAUCGACUAAGCCUGAAGUGCAGUACCAAAGCGAGACGGGGGCGUACCUCUACAAGGCCUACGGGUGCUUCGACGACGGCAUGUUCCUGCAGUUCAACUUGACGGUGCCGGCGUUGACGAUUGAGGUCGAGGGUGACGACUUUGUAUCGCCUCAAAGUAGUAUCCGCCCCGUGGGUGCGAACAUGUACCUGGGUCUGCGUCAAUUUGCACACGAGGCGCUGGAGUACAGCAAAUUCGUCGAGGAAAUGUAUGCCGACGACAGCGAUAGCUACAGCGACGAGGAAUAA